Molecule: messenger RNA, 642 nt
Organism: Symbiodinium sp. CCMP2456
Lineage: Eukaryota; Dinophyceae; Suessiales; Symbiodiniaceae
Source: the annotation of a GenBank genome assembly
GACCUCCCCGAGGAUCUGCUGUCGCGAAUUGUGGUGCACUGCCCUGCCCCCACGGCGCUGUCCUUUGCGCAAGCCGGUCGGGGUGUCCUCGCUGCUGCCAACACGGCGGCACAGCGGCUGUUCGCGCAGAUGUUUGGCCCCGAGAUUCCCAGCAGCCUGCAAAAAGCGGGAAGCGGCUGUCGCGGGAAGCUCUUCUUGCGCCUGGACCAGGGACGCUCGCAGGAGCCGAAGUUUGUGCAGGAGACCUUCGCCUGGGCAGCCGGGCAUGGCUACUGCAGCUUUUUGGCCUGCACCGCAGCUCGCAUCGAGCGGACGACCGAGCCCAGGGUGCUGGCCAAGCUGCUCAACGGGGGCAAGGAGCCUCCCUUGUGGCGGGCGGCGAAGCGGCAUCAGCCCGGCGCAGUGGCCCUCCUGUUGGAGAUGCGCGCCGAAGCCGACCGCAUCUUCUGCCGUGGCACCACCCCGCUCUUCUGGGCCGCGCGGCACGGCGACGUGGCCUCUGUCAGGCGGCUGCUGGAGCUGCGCGCCUCGCCGCUUGCGGCUAUGCGGCCAGAAGCGCAGCAGCAGGCGCCGGGCGGCCACCCGCGCCACCCAGGCGGAGAGUGCCCCUUGAGCGCGGUGCUGCAAGCGCCGGCGGCGGAG